Messenger RNA from Phytophthora sojae, 816 nucleotides. RefSeq lists its product as hypothetical. The transcript is spliced from 4 exons. The record is from RefSeq and is a predicted model, not a curated record. Lineage: Eukaryota; Oomycota; Peronosporomycetes; Peronosporales; Peronosporaceae. The coding region runs from base 1 to 816 and encodes 271 amino acids.
AUGUUAAAGCCGGUGAUCUCUCAAGGGCAAGGCAAACCCAUUGAGUGGCGCGUCGACGCUGAAUUCGUCCCGGACACAGUCCGGUUUCGGCUACUGGAGUCUGUAGUUGACAGCGCGCUGGAGCAAAUUCUCGGCGGCCUUGCGAAGAACGAACAGAUCGAGCUAGACAGUGAGGGCAAAGCCGCUGCAGGCGGCGAUUGUUACGUGGCGGCUAUUCCUAAGGUCGGCCAGUUCACGCGUGACCAAGUGGAGUCGAUGAAGUGGUUGUGGAACCUACAAGCUACAUGUCGUGAUGCUCUAUUGGAGAACUGGCCAUACAAUGAACUGCGUGGCUUCGGAUUCGACCUGACGUACUCGGAUCUGUAUUGCUUCCGCGACUCGGCCUGGCUAAAUGAUGACGCGAUGAAGGCAUUUGCUGUGGUGCUGGCUAGCUACAAGAACAAUGUGACGAUUACGGCCACGCCGCAAGGGCAUGGUGAGGCUACACAGCAGAGACGAAGUCGUAAGGGCCUGCUUUCAUCCAACGCACUGGAGGGCGUCAUUGCAGGUAUUUCGACCAAGAAUGGCAAGCGCAAUAAGCAGAGGUUGAAGAAGAUCGCGAUUGAGAUUAUUGCUGCAGAUGCGACUAUGUCGAGCUGCACGACUGUCGAGGUGACCGAGCCUCUUCAGUCAGACAGUGAUAGCUGCGGUGUUUUCGUGUGUCGCUUCUUCUGGACCUGUGUUAGCGACGACGCUCCAAGUGAUAUAAUACCGACGGGUAUCACCAAGCUACGCUGGGCAAUGCUGGAAGCAAUCCUGAAGACGAAUCGUCACUAG